Molecule: messenger RNA, 270 nt
Organism: Prunus armeniaca (apricot)
Lineage: Eukaryota; Viridiplantae; Streptophyta; Magnoliopsida; Rosales; Rosaceae
Source: the annotation of a GenBank genome assembly
AUGAGCAGCGAGCCCAAAACCAGUAGCGCAACUGGAGGAGGAGGAGGAGCAGCAGGAGGAAGGGGAUUUAGGGCGAAAAUGGAGCACUACAUGUACAGCGGUGAGAAGAAGCACGUAUUUGCUGGCAUCGUUCUUGUCAGCGCCGUCUUUGCCGUUCCUUGGUACCUCAUGACUCGAGGGGCAAAGCAUCAAUCCCAUCAAGAUUACUUAGAGAAAGCUGAUAAGGCAAGGAGCCAAAGACUUUCUUCAGGGGCUUCUUCUGCUAAAUGA